This is a messenger RNA of Lactuca saligna, 1039 nucleotides long. NCBI's taxonomy places the organism in Eukaryota, Viridiplantae, Streptophyta, Magnoliopsida, Asterales, Asteraceae. The record is from the annotation of a GenBank genome assembly.
CGUACAUUCAAGUUCAACGGGACACAAAAAAUGGCCAUUUUACCGAGUCAACCACUACGCAUAAACAUAACCAGAAACACGAUUCCUUGAUCUCGCUCGAGGGGUACGUAUAUAUCCACCAUUUUCUUAAAAUUUAUUCGGUUCUACUAACACAGGUCCCAACUGUACGUUUUCCCGCUCAGAAUACAUUAAGCGAGGCAGUAAAUAUAGAUACAUACUUAUAAUAAAUACAUUCGAAUUACGUGUGUCUCUUUGAGAUCAUUAAAAAGCGAGAGAUAUGACCACUGAAACUGCCGUCGCUCCUGUCAUCACAAGCCCCGAACAUCCCAAGAAAAACCGAAUUCAAGUCUCCAACACCAAAAAACCUCUUUUCUUCUAUGUCAAUCUUGCUAAGAGGUACAUUCAACAACAUGAUGAAGUUGAGCUAUCUGCUUUGGGAAUGGCAAUUACUACAGUUGUUACAGUAGCUGAGAUACUCAAGAACAAUGGACUUGCUGUCGAAAAAAAGGUCGUGACAUCCACCAUUGGCAUGAAGGAUGAAACGAGGGGCCGACUUAUUCAAAAGGCCAGGAUCGAGAUUGUGUUGGGGAAGACCGAGAAGUAUGCGUCAAUGGCAUCUCCAACCAGUGCCACUCAAGCACGUGAGAAGGAAACAGUUGCUAACAACAAGGAAGAAAAGAAACAGUAGGAUCAAUCGGCGAUGCUUUCCUCAUAGAGAUGUGGUGAUUACAUUCUAUUUUGUGUUUCCUACCUUCAAUGCACCCGAAUUUCAAAGAUUCGAGGUCGUAAUUUUUCGAAUCAAAACUUUGUGUUAAUAUGUUUGAUUUGUGUUUUGAGUCCACAUCAAACCAUUAGUCUUGCUCAAAAUUUGAGCAGCACAAGAAGUGGUAUACUAUAUAUAUGCCUGUGUAAACAAAAGACAAAGUCUAUGGUUGCAAAUUGGUUUUUUUUCAUUCAUAUCACUUGAUGUUCGGACAUACAAGCAUUUAAUAUUUGUUCCAUACAACAUUUUAAUUAAACAAAGAUCAUAUUUCUAGAC